Messenger RNA from Iphiclides podalirius (scarce swallowtail), 210 nucleotides. Lineage: Eukaryota; Metazoa; Arthropoda; Insecta; Lepidoptera; Papilionidae. The record is from the annotation of a GenBank genome assembly.
AUGCGUCGGAGUGUUGCGCUCGCGGCGGGGGCCGGCCGCGCGCUCGUUUGGGGGCCGCGGCGCGUUGCAGUGGGCGCGCAACCCGGAUCUCGCCGCCCCGCUCCCCUUCACUGUGCCGCCGAGCGUACAUGCGCCGGCGCAGUACGGCGGCACGGCCGCGCCGCCGCCGCCAGUAACCGCGCGCCCGACGCCGCGUCCGCACACGCGCGA